This is a messenger RNA of Vombatus ursinus (common wombat), 2671 nucleotides long. It is a transcript of the gene ISLR2, whose product is annotated as immunoglobulin superfamily containing leucine rich repeat 2. The coding region runs from base 1 to 2145 and encodes 714 amino acids. The record is from RefSeq and is a predicted model, not a curated record. The transcript has a single exon. Gene Ontology annotation, molecular function: protein binding. Lineage: Eukaryota; Metazoa; Chordata; Mammalia; Diprotodontia; Vombatidae.
AUGGCGGCGUCUGUGCGGGGCCUGUGGCUGGUGUGGGCGCUGCUGGGGGCCGCCCACGGCUGCACCGAACCCUGCGCCUGCGUGGACAAGUACGCGCACCAGUUCGCCGACUGCGCGUACAAAGACCUACAGGAGGUGCCGUCAGGGCUUCCUGCCAACGUGACCACGCUUAGCUUGUCUGCCAACAAGAUCACCUCCUUGCGUCAGGGAGCCUUCGCCGAAGUCACGCAGGUCACGUCUCUGUGGCUGUCCCACAACGAGAUCAGCGCCAUCGAGCCAGGGGCCCUAGCGGUUCUGGUCCAGCUCAAGAACCUGGACAUCAGCCACAACCAGAUCGUUGACUUCCCCUGGGCUGAUCUGCGCAACUUGAGCGCCCUGCAGCUGCUCAAGAUGAACAAUAACCGCAUGGCGGCGCUGCCGGCCGACGCCUUCCGCAACCUGCGCGACCUGCGCUCUCUGCGUAUCAACAACAACCACUUUAGCUUCAUAGCAGAGGGCACCUUCGACGCGCUCACCUCGCUGUCCCACCUGCAGAUCUAUAACAACCCCUUCGAUUGCACCUGCCGCCUUCUGUGGCUCAAGGCGUGGGCGGAGAACACUCUCAUCUCUAUCCCCGAGCGGGAGUCCAUCACGUGCGCCGCGCCUCCAAACCUCAAAGGCAUCGCCCUGGGUAGCCUCCCAGCGCUGCAGUGCGCGCCGCCCACAGUGCGCCUUAGUUAUCAGCCGAACGUAGAUGGAGCGGAGCUCCAGGAUGGCCUGGCCCUGGCCCUGCACUGCGUCGCCACCGGCCAUCCCCUGCCCCAGAUCCAGUGGCGAAUCGAGACAACCGGUGGUGCGCUGCUCAUCGAGCGACCCAACGCCAGCGAGGCCGGGGAGGAGACACCCCCGCUCUCUCCACAGCGCUUCCUAGCCUUCGCCAAUGGCACCUUGCUUAUCCCACACCUGAGCAAAAAGGAAGAGGGCACCUACACGUGCCGGGCAGACAACGAGCUGGGCAGCAACGAGACGUCGGUGAGCGUGGCGGUGGCCGGGCCGCAGAAAUACCCCCCGGCUUCGCCCAGAGGUGAGCUCCCCGGCCUGGGCAGCAAAGGCUCAGGAGGAGAUCGCAAAGCGUCUGGCAAGGGAUAUGGCAAUAGUGUCCUGACCUCCAAGGGCGAGGAGAGGACCAAAGGCCGGGGUCCCUGGGGAGGGCAGGGCAGGGCGUCAGCUGCACGGACCCCAGAGGUCCCGGAGGAUGUGGAGGUGGAGGCGGAGGCAGAAGAAGACCCCUUUCGGCCACCGCCAUUUGAGCGGCGCUGUGGCCAAGGGGACCCUACAAUGUACGUGUCUAACCACGCCUUUAACCAGAGUGCGGACCUUAAGCCCCAUGCCUUCGACCUGGGCGUGAUUGCACUGGAUGUGUCCGAGCGAGAGGCCAAAGUACAGCUGACUCCAUUCGCGGUCAGGCCGGAGAAGCGGCACCUGCGAAUGCUCUACCUGUGCGCUGAGAGCGGCCACGCAGUAGUGCAGUGGUCCCGGAUCGAGGAGGGCGUCAAUUCCUACUGGUUCCAAGGCCUUAGCCCGGGCACCAACUACUCGGUGUGCCUCACUUACGUGGGCGAGGCUUGCCAGGUGCAAGUCGUGUUCACCACCAAGAAAGAAGUGCCCUCCCUAGUCAUCAUAGUGGUGGUCAGUGUCUUCCUUCUGGCGCUGGCCACUGUGCCUCUGCUGGGGGCCACGUGUUGCCAUCUUCUCUCCAAGUACCAGGGCAAGACCUACAGGCUUAUCAUGAAGGCGCAGAACCCUGACCAGAUGGAGAAGCACAUCGCUGCCGACUUCGACCCCCGCGCUUCCUACUUGGAGUCUGAGAAGAAUUACAGCCCCACAGACUCUGGUCCCGGGGUGGGAGAAGGGACUGGACCUGGCAGUAGGGCUAGGACAAGAGUAGGGGAGGAGGAAGAGGAUGAUCAGGAGGAGGAAGAGGUGGGUGGAGGAAUGGAGAGGGACGAGAGCCUGGUAGCCGGCUCCCUUCCGGAGUCCCAGUCCAAGGCCAACCAGGAGGAGUUUGAGGCAAGCUCGGAGUACAGCGACCGGUUGCCACUGGGGGCUGAGGCGGUUGAUAUCGCCCAGGAAAUUAAUGGAAACUAUAGGCAGACAGAACGUUGACCUUCCUCUCCCCUCCUCCCCCUCCUUUCCACCUCCUCAAUUCUUGCCUGACCCCCAACCUUGGACAUUGGGAACCAAAAGAAAAUGGGGUGGGGGGAGGGAUAAGACCACUCUAAAGCAUUUCACCUUAACAGUGUAAAUAAGGUUGCCCGGGGGUACUGACCUAAAAUUCUCGGCAUGCAGUCGGGUAGCGACGAAUAGAGUUCGUCCACCCUUUCCACUCAGAGGUCCCCUCCGCCCAGUCCCGGGAGGCUGAGCCUCCCACACCCGGGAGCCUUUCUGAUUGAACCAUCCUUCCCCAUCUCAUUUCUAGCUGCUUUCCUUUUGAAGCAGGUGCACUUACUCCCUAAAGACCAGGGCCCUACCCCUUUUGAAAUUUUAAAACAAAAAAGAAAAAAAAAAUCCCUUUCCUUCCUUCCAUGGCUUUCAAGGGAACAAAAUCUAAGUUCCGUGUUCUCCUCCUUUCAUCUCCACCUCAACCAUUUGCAACACAAGGAAACGAAACGGGGAUUGGAGACUGGGACAA